This is a messenger RNA of Pygocentrus nattereri (red-bellied piranha), 3104 nucleotides long. RefSeq names its product HNF1 homeobox Bb (gene hnf1bb). NCBI's taxonomy places the organism in Eukaryota, Metazoa, Chordata, Actinopteri, Characiformes, Serrasalmidae. The transcript has 9 exons. The coding region runs from base 133 to 1704 and encodes 523 amino acids. Gene Ontology annotation, cellular component: nucleus. Gene Ontology annotation, biological process: pancreas development; insulin secretion; positive regulation of DNA-templated transcription. The record is from RefSeq and is a predicted model, not a curated record. Gene Ontology annotation, molecular function: DNA-binding transcription factor activity, RNA polymerase II-specific; RNA polymerase II cis-regulatory region sequence-specific DNA binding.
ACUGCGGACUCACACGAGUCCGAGGUUUAUGUAUGUACUGACUGGAAACUUUUCCUCCUUCAGACCACCAGGCUGAGUUUCCCGGAGUGUUCUCCCCGCGUUGCCGCGCCGCCGGCUUCAUGUUUUACUGACAUGGUGUCCAAGCUGACCUCCCUUCAACAGGAGCUGCUGAGCGCCCUGCUGGACUCCGGCCUCACCAAGGACGCGCUGCUGCAGGCGCUGGAGGACCUGCCGCCCUGCCCGCCCUGCCCGCCCGGUCUGGGCAUCAAAACGGAGCGGCCCCUCUCCCCGGCCAGCGACAGCGACUCCAAGCCGGUCCUGCUGACGCUCGGCAGAGUGAGCAAAGUGUCCGGGGACGAGGGCUCGGAGGACGGAGAGGACCGGGACACGCCGCCCAUCCUGCGGGAGCUCCAGGCGCUGAACACCGAGGAGGCGGAGCAGCAGCGCGCUCAGGUCGAGCGGAUGCUAGCUGAGGAUCCAUGGCGAGCAGCCCGCACCAUUAAGAGCUACAUGCAGCAGCACAAUAUCCCUCAGCGAGAGGUGGUGGACGUUACAGGACUGAAUCAGUCUCAUCUCUCACAGCACCUUAAUAAAGGAACCCCCAUGAAAACAACCAAACGAGCUGCGCUCUACACCUGGUAUGUGAGGAAACAGCAAGAAAUCAACCGACAGUUCGACCGUGUUGAGGGCUCUGACCCCAGUGACUCAGGCAGUCAGGAUCAGGUACUGUUUUUUUUCCCAGAGUUCAGCCAUGUCGGGCAGAGUGUGGGCACUGCGGGGGGUCCUGGAGGGCCGCUGGGGGACGAAGGUGAGCCAGGCUCAAAAAGACUGAGGCGGAACCGCUUCAAAUGGGGGCCAGCAUCUCAGGAGAUCCUGUACCAGGCCUAUGAGAGACAGAAGAACCCCAGCAAAGAGGAGAGAGAGGCACUUGUGGAGGAAUGCAACAGGGCUGAGUGCGUACAGAGAGGUGUGUCACCCUCUAAAGCUCAUGGUCUGGGCUCUAACCUGGUCACAGAGGUCCGUGUCUAUAACUGGUUUGCUAACCGGCGCAAAGAAGAGGCUUUCCGACAGAAGCUGGCUAUGGAUGCUUAUCCUGUUCACAGCCUGAACCCCCUAAUGCCUCCUUCAGCAGCACACCAGCACCACCAUCACAGCAGCACAGAUACAAAACUCAGGUACAGCCAACAAGGAAGCAGUGAGGUCACUUCCUCAACGGCCAUCAGUCACCUUGGCAACAGCCAGUCGGUGUUACAACAGGUGUCUCCAACUGGCCUGGACGCCUGUCACAGCCUGUUAUCACCUGAAGCCAAGAUGAUCUCUGCCUCAGGUGGAGUCUUGCCACCAGUGAGCACUCUGACCAAUAUCCACAGUCUGUCUCAGUCUUCACAUCAUCACCAGCAGGCCCAGAGCCUCAUCAUGACCCUCACUGCACAGAGCCUGAGUUCCCCUCCUGCUCAGAGUGUACCUGUCAUUAACAGUGUGUCAGGACUGACCACUCUGCAGCCCAUGCAGUUCCCUCACAGUUCCGGCCUCACGCCCCUCACCACUGUGCACUCCUCACAGCAGCCCUAUACACACUCACACAUGUACUCCCCCAAGCAGGAACCUCCUCAGUACUCCCACCCAGCUCGAUUCUCCUCCAUGGAUACAAGCACUAUCACUCAUCUGGGCUCUAACAAGCAGUGCCCUUUGCAGGCUUGGUGAAAGUGUUCACCUGUGAAAGACCUUCCUUGGCAGCUAAGCAAGAGGAGUCCCUUAAGCCACAGUAGAUACUGUGACCUCUGAAAAAAACUGACUGCAGUAGAUGAUAAACCAGGAGUCUUGAGUCCUAUGUUGAUUUUACUAAUGAGUGGAUGGUGCUGUGACAACCUGCUGGAACGUGAUCAUUGAGCCCAAUAGCCUAAAUGAUCAAGGCAUUUUCUGCUCAACUUUUCAACAAAUUUAAAUCUAAGGAUGCUCACUCACCCUCUCUGCUGACCAGCCUUCAUCAUCUACUGAACAUUUACAGAGGACCUAUAACAAGAUUCCUGUUCAAAAGGGUGCACACAAGCCAUCAUGGACCUUCUGCAAAAGACUGCUUGGAGCUGUUCUUCGACAAUCAGACCGUUACCUCUGUGGAUGCUGCAGCCACCUUGAAUCAUCUCAGUUGAAAUUCUCUGUAUAAGAGGCUCCUCCUCCAUAUUUUCCUGUUAAAUUUAUGUGGAUUGUGAUGAGGUCAAGCAAGAGAACGUAAUGGUCAAUUUACGGACAGUUUUUUCUUUUUCCUAAAUCGCUAACUCUGAUAUAUGUAGUGUUGAUUCUUAUUUUUUUAUGAAAAUCAUUUCUGUGUACCAAAUUCUAGACAUGUUCAGGAUACAAAAAUGCCCCAUUGACUGUUUUUGCCAAAUAAGAUCAUUCAGCAAGAUGCAACAGUAAUUGUCUCUCAGGGACUGAUUUUACACCACCCUGUUGUGGAAUUGUGAAAAUGUGUCGCCUUAAUAAUGUUUUUAGUGUAUGUAAAUUCUGGAAUCAUUGGAUCAUAUUUAUACUGUUGUAAAACAUUGUGUAUAUUGAAAUUAUUUUUAAAGAACAACACUAAAAGUGGAAUGCUUUAUUCUUGGAAGAGAAAUGCAAAAUAUGUACAACUCUAUAGAGGACAUGUAGUUUAAGUAAGAUGGGCAACAGUGGCAGUAGAUUGAGAGAUUCUGAGAUGGAGUGAUAGGAUGGGGCGUAUGUUUUCUUUUCCAGAUUGACCCCAUUCUAGACCCAGGUCUAUUUCCUUGUGGCCAAAAGGCGUGAAAACUCAGUUGAGCAGCCACCAUGAGGAAGUGAAGAAGUCAUUACGCUUGUCCUUUCACCAUGUGACCUUUGUGGAAUGUGAUUCAAAUGUGUAUUUUCCCAAGGGAAAAAAACCAAAGCCACUUAAUGUAACCUGGAGGAAAAAGUACUUUUUUAAAAAACGACCACAAACUCUACUGCACCUCUAAAUCACUCAUAAGACACCAACUUUAGGGUUCAUGUCAGAAUUUGUAUUUGGUAUCAUGCAUAUUUGGUGUGUUUAUUACACCGUUUUUUGAAAAUUGAACAAAAUUGUCACAAAAAUAAAACAUCAUAAAUACAUAGUA